Striga hermonthica is the source of this 1839-nucleotide messenger RNA. NCBI's taxonomy places the organism in Eukaryota, Viridiplantae, Streptophyta, Magnoliopsida, Lamiales, Orobanchaceae. The record is from the annotation of a GenBank genome assembly.
AUGGCUGCGGAGAGUUCCGCCGCGGCGGCGACCCGUAGAUCUGGCGGCGGAGGAGCAUCGGCGGACUCGUACAUCGGAAGCGUGAUAAGCUUGACCUCGAAGAGUGAGAUCAGGUACGAAGGGAUACUCUACAACAUCAACACCGACGAGUCCAGCAUCGGCUUACGGAACGUGAGGUCAUUCGGUACAGAAGGUCGGAAAAAGGAUGGUCCGCAGGUCCCUCCUAGUGACAGAAUUUAUGAAUACAUACUAUUCAGAGGAAGUGACAUCAAGGAUUUGCAAGUCAAAGCUUCUCCACCCAUUCCGACCACUCCACCCAUUAACAAUGACCCCGCAAUUAUUCAGUCUCACUAUCCUCGUCCACCAGCUCAGACCUCAAGCAUGCCUGCAGCAGUCCCCAACACGCCUUUGCCAGACCCUGGCUCCCAUUCUUCACAAGUGGGACUCCCGGGCUUGGCUUUCCAAAACAGUCUGCAUUUAUAUCAACCUGGUGGGAACUUGAACUCAUGGGGACCUUCUCCAUCAAACCCAAAUGGCAGUGGCCUGGCCAUGCCGAUGUACUGGCCGGGAUUCUACGGCACGCCUAAUGGGUUGUCUCAACUGCCUCAGCAAUCCUUACUUCGGCCACCCCCUGGCCUGUCUAUUCCUCCUUCCGUGCAGCAGAUGCAAUUUUCGGGCUUCAAUUCGUCUCUACCAAUGGCAUCGUCUAGUUUGCCGACUUCAACCCUGCAAGAUAAUGACUCAUCCUUGGUUCCAAACAACACUAGUUCACCUGGUCUGAUCCCUAGUACUUCUUUGACUUCCACCACCUUGUCUUUGAACGUGCCCCCUCUACAGCCUAUGCCGCUUGUAUAUGAAACACUGACUAAUCCACUUCAAAACAAAGCUUCUCUAUUGUCCGACUCUAGUAUCCCGACAUCAAUUCCAAGCUCUAGCCUGUCAUCUUUAGCUCAAUUUCCAAAUGCAAUUCCUGAUAAUGCUGGACUACAGUCGGUUGCCAUCAGACCCAGCCCGAUACCUGGUCCAGCAGCCAUGACCCAGCAAAGUAUGUCUCAGCCGGGGCCAUCAUCUUUUUCUCGUGCAUCUGAUUCUAUUCUUACCGAUAAGAAGGCACCUCCACUUGUAACUCCUGGUCAGCUUCUGCAAUCUGCACCACCUGCUGUAUCUGCACCUCAAGCUUCACAGACAAUGCAGAAGGAUGUUGAGGUGGUCCAAGUGUUAUCAAAACCGCCUCCAGAAGCUUUGGUGUCUGUACCUCCCGAAGCUCAGCCGCCAAUAUUACCUUUACCGGGAAACACUCGAGCUCAAAAGCCAAAUGGAGGUGUUUAUCAUCUGCGUAACAAUUACAGAGGGCGUGGUGGAAGAGGAUCUGGGAUCUCACGCCCUGUGGCGAGAUUCACUGAAGAUUUUGAUUUCUCAGCAAUGAACGAAAAAUUCAAUAAAGACGAAGUGUGGGGUCAUUUGGGAAAAACUAAUAAAACUCAUUCCAAAGAUGAUGAAGAUGAAAUUGAUGAGGAAGAAGAUUUGCAGCUUGAGGAUGAUACCGAAUUGCCCAAGAUUGAGGUCAAGUCCGUUUAUAACAAGGAUGACUUUUUCGACUCCCUAUCCUGCAAUUCACUGCAAAACGACCCAAAUCAUGGAAGGACUAGGUAUUCUGAGCAAAUGAAAUUGGAUACUGAGACGUUUGGAGAAUUUUCAAGGUACCGGGGUCGUGGAGGACGUGGGCCCGGUCGUGGUGGCGGCCGGUUUCGUGGGUCGUACCAAGGGAGGGGUUAUGGUGGAUAUGGCGGAUAUGUGGGGAGGGGCCGUGGUGGUAGAGGUAUGCAGAGUCAUUCCUAG